This is a messenger RNA of Pieris macdunnoughi, 1320 nucleotides long. NCBI's taxonomy places the organism in Eukaryota, Metazoa, Arthropoda, Insecta, Lepidoptera, Pieridae. The record is from the annotation of a GenBank genome assembly.
AUGGCAUCAAUGAAAUCAUGUGUGUGGACGGCCGUUGGCGUGUUGUGUGUUUUGGGGCAAAUUUUGGGCUUGGACAAUGGUUUGGCUUUGACUCCGCCGAUGGGAUGGCUCGCGUGGGAACGCUUCAGGUGUAACACCGACUGCAAGAAUGAUCCUGAUAAUUGUAUAAGCGACCGCCUGUUCCGAACGAUGACUGAUAUCCUGGUCUCCGAGGGCUACGCAGCAGCUGGUUACGAAUAUAUUAAUGUGGAUGACUGCUGGCCUGAGAGGGAAAGGGACCCUCGUGGCCGAUUGGUGCCGGACAGAGAACGUUUCCCGUAUGGCAUGAAGAGUUUGGCGGAUUACGUACACAGCAAAGGGCUGAAGUUUGGUAUCUAUGAAGAUUAUGGCAACUUCACUUGUGCCGGAUAUCCGGGUGUCGUCGGCCAUCUUGCUGGAGAUGCUGCAACCUUCGAGGCAUGGGGCGUAGACUAUGUUAAGCUGGAUGGAUGCUACGCUCUCCCAGCUGAUAUGGACCAUGGAUACCCGGCCUUUGGGAGGGAAUUGAACGCAACUGGGAGACAAAUGGUCUACUCGUGCAGUUGGCCAGUCUACCAGAUAUACGCCGGCCUACAGCCAAAUUUCUCAUCGAUAAUCGAGCACUGCAACCUGUGGAGGAACUUCGACGAUAUUCAAGACUCGUGGGCGUCCGUCGAGUCUAUCAUAGACUAUUACGGAAACCAUCAGGACGUGAUCGUGCCGAAUGCAGGUCCCGGACAUUGGAAUGACCCGGACAUGCUGAUCAUAGGCAAUUUUGGUCUAUCGUACGAGCAGAGUAAGACCCAGUUUGCGAUUUGGGCUAUACUCGCGGCGCCUCUACUGAUGAGUGUUGACCUGAGGACCAUUCGGCCGGAGUACAAGGCGAUCCUGCAGAACCGAAAGAUCAUCGAUGUAGACCAGGAUCCACUGGGCAUACAGGGUAGAAGGAUAUACAAGCACCGAGGCAUCGAAAUUUGGUCCAGACCUAUCUUACCGAUCCAAGGCCAGUACUAUUCAUAUGCAGUGGCGUUCGUCAAUAGACGAACAGAUGGGACACCGUCAGAUGUCGCUGUCACUUUGAGGGAGCUGGGACUCAACAACCCAUCAGGCUACAGAGUUGAGGAUCUUUACGAGGACGUGGAUUACGGAGUGCUGUCCCCUCAAACCAAGAUCAAAGUGAAAGUGAACCCCUCAGGUGUCGUAAUACUCCGAGCGGACGCGCAGCCAUCGUAUGCAUACAACGCAAUACCCACAAGAACGCCCUAUUCACCCCUCAAUGACGUAUUUAGACUUUCCAAAUGA